AUGUAUCAAUCCAAACUUGAGCAAUACGUCCAGUUCCUUUCCCCACCGUUUCGUCAUGGUUGUAGCUUCCUAGAUCUGCCAGACGAUAUCCGAUGCUAUAUCUACCGCCUCACAGGUGUUGUUCGCAAAUGCCCCAUCUAUCUAUAUUGGGACCCUCGAGAGAAUCGCAACAUUCUCGAUGUCAAUGGAGAUCCCAUACGCUGCCUGACAGCUACUGCCUUUGACCUCGACUGUGACUGUCAUGAAAUUCUAGAUCGCUAUUAUUACCGACCGAUCCCAGUUUCUCUUUUCUGCUGCAGCCGAGACGUCUACAGAGAGGCGUCAACCCUCUUCUAUAAUAAUAAUCGCUUUUAUAUUCAGUAUACAGGACCGGACAGCUUUGGCGCUAUAAUGGGGCUGCGCCCGAUGACCCUUUCUAUGAUCAGCUACCUGCAUAUUGUGCUGCACCAGGCCAAUAAAGACUCAUCACUAACUUGGUGCGAUUGUAGCGAUAGAGAAAUACAGCGGGAUCCCUUGCGCCGCAUGCCUCCUCGACGCUAUCGAGACUUGACCAGUGGGUGGAAAGCCGUCUGCAUGAAACUAGCCAAGUCUAUUGCUCAGUCUCGGGUUGAGAUGUGUCUUAUCUGUGAUACUGACGACAUAAACGUGGCAGCCGAAGUGCUUAGUCCUCUGCCACAGCUGCCAUUGCUAGCAGCCUUCUCAGUGCGAUUUGCACACCCUUGGAGCACCUGGAAUAUUCCUAGAGAAAACAGCCUCCAUGUUAAUCUCUACCACAUGGCAAGGGAGGUAUCCAUGGAGAUAACUGGGCGAAUCAGUAACCAUCACAAACAAACUUUCAAAUAUAAUCUACUACCCGCAGAGCUCCAACUCCGCAUUCUUGAACACACUGCACUUGUCGCACCAGAGGGUUACUUAGCCUGGAGUCCUGAUUCAGGCUUUUCCAGCCUUGGUGAAUUCUAUGAGUACCGUUGGGACCCUCGGCUGCAUUGUUGCCGGCUAUGCGAUCCCUUGCGCAUCGUGUGCUGUCGCCCAAUGGUCCCCAAGGGCGGAACAUGGGUAUCGCAGUGUAAUAAGUGCUGGAAGUUCCCCUUGUCUCUCUUUCUUGUCAACCGACGCUUUUAUCAAGAAGCAACACAUAUAUUCUGGUCACUCAACCGGUUUGUUGUAUUUGAUACAGAAGCCUAUCCAAGUGAUGUUAUCGGCCCUUUCCCACCUAUCUUAGAGCCUGUCCACCUAGCGACCUUUAUGUCGCCGUAUGCGAUGCGCUACCUGCGCUACCUGCAGUUUAACUCUCCUCCAAACCGGGGGGAUGCACUGAAGGCGUAUAAGGAGAUGAUUGAGUUGCUCCGACGCAGUGCGGAUCUUCCUCGGCUGACGAUUACUCUAAAUCUCAGGGAAAUGCAAUCAUAUGAAUAUGAAUAUCAGGAACCUAUCAGCGAGGAGGAGGAAAUUCAGACUUAUUUGGAAUUAUACACACCGCUUAUCAUUGCGCUUGUACCCUUGCGGGCACUCAAGGAUUUCUUUGUCCAUAUCGGCACCCUUCGGAGUUGGCGUGAUUGUGUGGAGAACAAGCGUGCGUUGUGGGAGCGGAGGCUGGAGACAAUGGUUAUGGGAAUGGAGUAUCGAAGUUCAGAGAGGGUGAAGCGGGAUGUUUUAUUGCAAUGGCAUAAUCCGUAUGGAGUGGAUAAUUAA
Messenger RNA from Aspergillus alliaceus, 1692 nucleotides. RefSeq lists its product as uncharacterized. The record is from RefSeq and is a predicted model, not a curated record. Lineage: Eukaryota; Fungi; Ascomycota; Eurotiomycetes; Eurotiales; Aspergillaceae. The transcript has a single exon. The coding region runs from base 1 to 1692 and encodes 563 amino acids.